AUGGCUGCCAUCAACUAUCCACCAUACGACUCACUGCCCCUGAGAGGAGGCAAGCGAUCGGCCUGGGCUAUAUGGAAUAGAGACGGAGUACCGGACCAUCUUGGUGCCCUCAAUCAUUUAGACUCGGUGGCUCGUUGUGCCGCCGCUCGAGAAGUCGUCCAUGGUGAAUCGUUCCAGCUUGACUGGGCAUAUGAUGAGAUCGGCAAACCGGCCUUUGGCCGUCAAGGUCUCACACACAAUGUCAUCGACUACCACAAGGUCACGGGUGAAAUGGCUCACGACGAUGUCAUCACCUUCAACACACAGUGCGGCUCUCAGUGGGAUGGCUUUAUGCACUACGCCGACCAGAAUUUGGCCUCGUAUUACAAUGGUGUGAAGCAUGGCCAAAACACGAUACAAGAUCCCGCGUCGCACAGUAUACAUUGCCUUUCGGUGCAGGAUAUGAAGUUAAUUGCGGAGCAUCAGGGUGUUCAAUUCUCCCACGGCGACAUCCUGAUCGUUCGAACUGGAUUCUUAAAGUGGUACCGUGAAGCGCCAGAACAGGCCAGAUCAGAUGCCUUCGAUGCCCUCCGAUUUGCCGGAGUUCAACAAGGGACCGAAAUGCAGAGGUGGCUGUGGGACAGCAGGUUCGCCGCUGUGGCCGGUGAUGCCGUUAUCCACCUCCUAGCGACGGGUCAAUGCUUCACCAAUGGCUUCUGCCCCAUGUUGGCAUACCGAUAG
Messenger RNA from Fonsecaea monophora, 720 nucleotides. RefSeq lists its product as hypothetical. NCBI's taxonomy places the organism in Eukaryota, Fungi, Ascomycota, Eurotiomycetes, Chaetothyriales, Herpotrichiellaceae. The record is from RefSeq and is a predicted model, not a curated record. The transcript is spliced from 4 exons. Gene Ontology annotation, molecular function: arylformamidase activity. The coding region runs from base 1 to 720 and encodes 239 amino acids.